Vombatus ursinus (common wombat) is the source of this 3180-nucleotide messenger RNA. RefSeq names its product syntaxin 3 (gene STX3). Bases 27 to 896 code for a protein of 289 amino acids. Gene Ontology annotation, molecular function: SNAP receptor activity; SNARE binding. Lineage: Eukaryota; Metazoa; Chordata; Mammalia; Diprotodontia; Vombatidae. The record is from RefSeq and is a predicted model, not a curated record. The transcript has 11 exons. Gene Ontology annotation, biological process: synaptic vesicle fusion to presynaptic active zone membrane; intracellular protein transport; exocytic insertion of neurotransmitter receptor to postsynaptic membrane. Gene Ontology annotation, cellular component: endomembrane system; plasma membrane; presynaptic active zone membrane.
CCCCCCCGGAGGCUCCUCUGGCCAAGAUGAAGGACCGGCUGGAGCAGCUGAAGGCUAAGCAGUUAACAGAAGAUGAUGCCGAUGAUGAGGUGGAGAUCGCCAUUGACAAUACGGCCUUCAUGGAUGAAUUCUUCUCAGAGAUUGAGGAAACUCGGCUCAACAUCGACAAGAUUGCAGAGAACGUGGAAGGAGCUAAGAAACUUUACAGCAUCAUCCUGUCAGCACCAAUCCCAGAACCAAAAACAAAGGAUGACCUAGAACAGUUAACAACAGAGAUUAAGAAAAUGGCCAACAGCGUCCGGAACAAGCUAAAGAACAUGGAGAGGCACAUCGAGCAAGAUGAGGUGCGGUCUUCGGCAGAUCUUCGGAUACGGAAAUCCCAGCACUCUGUCCUCUCCCGGAAGUUUGUGGAAGUGAUGACCAAGUACAAUGAAGCCCAGGUGGACUUCCGAGAACGCAGUAAAGGGCGCAUCCAGAGGCAAUUGGAAAUCACUGGCAAGAAAACCACAGAUGAGGAAUUGGAAGAGAUGCUGGAGAGCGGGAACCCAGCCAUUUUCACUUCUGGGAUCAUUGACUCUCAGAUCUCUAAGCAAGCCCUCAGCGAGAUCGAAGGACGACACAAGGACAUUGUCCGGCUGGAAAGCAGCAUCAAGGAGCUACACGACAUGUUUGUGGAUAUCGCCAUGCUCGUGGAAAACCAGGGGGAGAUGAUAGAUAACAUAGAACUGAAUGUGAUGCAUACUGUGGACCAUGUGGAGAAGGCUCGGGAUGAGACCAAGAAGGCGGUAAAAUACCGUAGUCAGGCCCGGAAGAAAAUGGUAAUUAUCAUUCUCAUAGUUGUGGGGAUCCUGGGCAUUUUAGCUCUGAUCAUCGGGCUUUCCGUCGGGCUGAAAUAGCAGCAGCUGCCAUUGACUGCUGGCACUGAACUUAACUCCUCCUUGCCCCUCACCUCUUUGGCCUGCUGCUGAGUCCUGCUGAUUCUCACCGACCACCUGUGCACUGACUGGCGCCUCCUUCCCUGCUUCUCCCAGAACCUGAUUCUAUCCCAGCUGGAUCCCUGCACCUCUUCCUUUGGACUGGAUGGGAGUUGCCUCUCAAAAGUCUCCAGAGAGUGAGCAGGACACGUGCCUUUGUUCCCUAGUUAACCCCAUUGUGGGUCUGGUUUGCCAUUUGCCCAGCCCAGGAGGGUAUCCGGCCUGUCCUGAUCCAACCCCAAAUCUCUUUUUGAAAAGUGUCCCGCUAACCCAUUCUCCAGCCCUGAAAUGCCUCCUAGGCCUACUUGGCUAAUCACCAAGCCUACUUUUUCGGAAUUGCAACUUGGGAACUCCCUUCAGAUGCCUCCCGGGAUGCUGCUUUCUACCUCACGGAAUACUCUUUUCUCAGGAACUACAAUAAUUUUCUUUAUUGUCUAUUUCUUUCACAAAUGUUUAAGAAAACACAAAGUGGAAAUCAGUCUCCCUCUGCCAACUUUGACAAGGAGCGGGCUCAAACCUGGGUCUCUACCAUUGGCAGAGAGCUAACUCUCAUCUUUGUAAUGCUCCCUAGAGACUGGCAUUAGAAAAGGAACUGAGAUGACGGAGGAUAGUAAGAAUUGGGGUCUCUGAGAAGGCACAGUCUUUUUGAAACUCACCUUUUGGCUCUUUACCCUGUAAGGGAGCCAAGAGGCCAAUGUUGACUUUUAAUUCCUUGGUGGAUAUGUAUAUGUUCUUAAGUGUGGCUGUUUACUGAAGGAGGGACUGUGAUGACAUCAUCCUCCAAAGUCACCAUUUGCCAAGGCUGAGCCCAUCCUUGGCUGUGUUUGGAAGUAUAUAUCUUGGAAAUCAACUGUUGUCUGGUGGAGAAGGUCAUGCAGCUCUCUGUCUAGUGGCCAGGAAGAACUCAAAUAUAUGAAAACUGGCUUAUUGAGGAAGAGUGUGAGGCCUGAUCCUUAGUAAUAUCACAACAUAAAGGUGGGGUUCAGGGCUUCUUGUCACUUGUUUUCCCUCUGUCAUUCCAGAUGCUCAGAGGUAGUAUCAAUGAUUUUCAGAUUACUGUUCCAGAAGGAACUGGAGAGGAUGUAGGGGUGUGUGUGGUAAGAAUCUGGGUCUUUUGGAAGGUAUAUUCCUUUAAGACUCCUCAACAGUUGACCCUUAACCCUCUGGGGAGGGAAGUGGCCACUGUAGACUUUUAGUUCCUUAAAUAUAUGAGUGUGAGUGUGAGUGUGUGUGUGUGUGUGUGUGUGUGUUUGUGUUUCGGUGUGAGUCGAUCAGUCUAGAACCUGGGGAACAGAGGUUCUAGGUAUAAUUAGCUCUAGAAUUAGCUUGAGUAACUUCUUCAUGGGAGUAGAUGAGGAAACAACCAGCUGUUUGUGCAGCUUUGAGAGAAACCCUGGUCAAAACAUACUCUUCCUGAGGACCAUUACAUAGAUGAAAACUCUAGGGUGAAUCCCUAGUUUUGGAUGUCAUGAUCUCAAGAUCAUUUCUAGUCCAAUGGCUCACUUGCCCAGUGGGCACUUGUUCUUUUUUCUCCCUUGUGCACAGGUCCAGGUUGUGCUAAGGAUCACUAGAAAUGAAGGGCCACUCAGGGUGACUGAGGAGAGCCAGUCUCCCAGGGCUGUGUUGACAGAGCCACUCAGUUAGGAGUAGAGCUUUGACCAAAUGGCAUUUGCUGUUAAAACGCCUUCCUCUUACCAAAGAGGGUUUGGUCUCUCCCUCAUCAUGCCAAGGGGGGACUAAUGGUAUUGAACAUCUUCUUUAGACCAUUCAGAAGUAGGCACUAGUGUGCAGAAGUUCUCAUGGAGCUGAUAGUAGAUUUAUGCCAACAUAAGCUGGUCGAUUUCUCACCUGGUACAUGAGGUUUGUCCCCAAAUUCCUUGCUCCUUUUUACUCCAGGUACACACCACCCUUUGUUGACUUAAGCCUCUACCUUAAUGGCUUCAAGGAUGGAUCAGGAUCUCUAAUCCAGGUCAGUGUCCAAUAGUGCCUUUUGCCGGGUCUGUUCUAAACACUCUUCAAUAUGUAGACAGAGCCAUGGAGGCUGUAGCUCUAUUCUCACCCGAGGCUGUGAUGUCUGGCAUUGAACAGUGGACUGGCUCUGGAGCUCUGGAGCCAAGAAGGAACAAAACACGGCUUUGGUCUCAUGUGUGAGACUGGGAAUUGUAUUGUGUGUCCAAAAGCAAAGGGUUUUUGGUCUGUUUUUUUU